This is a messenger RNA of Morone saxatilis (striped sea-bass), 1491 nucleotides long. RefSeq names its product family with sequence similarity 185 member A (gene fam185a). The record is from RefSeq and is a predicted model, not a curated record. NCBI's taxonomy places the organism in Eukaryota, Metazoa, Chordata, Actinopteri, Moronidae. Bases 126 to 1301 code for a protein of 391 amino acids. The transcript has 8 exons.
AACCCAUGUGCUCGCCGUAGACUGUGCGUGUUGUCUGAAUGUUUCUCUGUGUACUGUGUGGAGUUCAGUAUCUGUCACAGCGGUGUUGAGGUGCGGAUGAGCCGGUUCACCGGGAGCUGACAGAGAUGUUGUGGAGCUCAGCAGGUCAGCGGGGAUGUGUCGGGCUCCUCCGCUGCGGCUCGCUCGCUGUCAGGACACUCACAACCUCCGGCUGCCCUCCACGCACUUCACGCACUUCACGCUUCUUCUCCAGCUCUGCCCCCUCGAAGUGCCCCCCAACACAGGAGGAGGUGAGCCGGCCUCUGAGGCAGUGGGCUCUGGAGGUGAGCCCCUUCGGCACCGUGCGGGCACAGCUGGGCUGCAGCAUCUCCGUGCGGCCCCUGGACCCGCACGCCUUCCCGGAGGCGGACCGAGCCCUGAUCGCGGUCCACGGAUCGGACACCGAGCAGCAGCAGGAGGUCGGUCUGGAUCACUUACACGUCCGCUAUGAUGAGCAGAGACGAGAGCUGCUCAUCUCAGCUGAGAGGGUUAACAGCAGCGUGUUGAUUGAUCUGGCUGCACCAAUCAAAAGCAAUCUCUUCAUCACUACUCAGGGAAAAGGCAACGUGCAGGUGAAGAAAAUGGAGUGUGAUAUAUGCAAGGUGCAGACAGAGAAAGGCAACUGUUUGCUGGACUCUGUGAAGGGUCACGAGGUCGAAGUCAAAUCCCUUGGAGGAGAUGUCACAGGUGCGGGCACUAUCCAUGGCAAUGUGGACAUCAGCACUUGUGGAGACAGUGCAGUGGAUGUCAAGAAGCUCCAGGGCACCAGAAUGAAUGUCUCAACAGAACGUGGCCCUCUGAAGGUCAAAGCCAUCUACGCUGAGUCCAGCUGUGUCUCCUCCUGCUCUGGGAGGGUAGAACUGGGGCUUGUGCACGGUAACGCCAGUGUGACGAAUGUGUCCGGAGAUACAGUUAUUGAUGGUUCAAAUAGUUUCCUGAAGAUUUCCUCUCACAGCGGAAGCAUUGAUGUCUAUGUGGGAGACGGUGGCAGUGCUGAACUCCACAGUCAGGAAGGAGCGGUGUGUGUGCGCGUCCCCUCCUCGUUGAAAGCCGGGGUGGAGCUCCGUGGAGCGUCGGUGGAUAUCAGCUCAGAGGUUGUUCUGCAUGGAGUAGAAAACAACACAACUGAAGGCCAAACCACAAUUACUGGCUAUUUAAAUGGAGAGGCUCCAGUGGACCAGUGGGUUAAAGCUCAAGCAGACAGAGGCUUCGUCAGACUGAAGACACAAAGCUGGUUUGAGUCCCUGAAGCUGGGGAGCUGAGUUAUGAGUGACACAUGUUCGAUUCAUAAUGCUGCAUUCCUGCUCUGGGGCUUUACACUCGCAGACAGAACCAGAUUAUGGUUGUGUUUACCCAUAAGUCUGUGCUCAGGAUGUACUGUACUUUCAAUGUAUCAUCUAGUAAUUUAAAAAAUAUUCUGUAUGUGUUAAACAAUUUAGUACAUACCACUGA